AUGGCGAAUGUACAGCAGUUAUCCGACGAGUACACAGAUCUCCAGAAGAAGCUCCAGGAUGUUAUCGAAGCCCGUCAGAAACUAGAUGCCCAGCUUUCGGAGAACCAGGCUGUCCAGAAGGAAUUCAAAACACUUGAUGGGGAUGCAAACAUCUACAAGCUCAUCGGGCCUACUUUGAUAAAGCAGGACAAGGACGAGGCGGUCAUGAAUGUUGAUAAGCGUUUAGACUUCAUCGAGAAGGAAAUAAAGCGAAUAGAGGGGCAGAUUACCGAGUUCUCAGAGGCCAGUGAGAAGAAAAAGGCGGAGAUAAUGCAAAUUCAAAUGCAACAGCAACAGCAAGCGCAGGCGCAGCAGAAAUAG
This is a messenger RNA of Orbilia oligospora ATCC 24927, 360 nucleotides long. RefSeq lists its product as uncharacterized. Lineage: Eukaryota; Fungi; Ascomycota; Orbiliomycetes; Orbiliales; Orbiliaceae. The transcript has 4 exons. The coding region runs from base 1 to 360 and encodes 119 amino acids. Gene Ontology annotation, biological process: chaperone-mediated protein complex assembly; protein folding. Gene Ontology annotation, cellular component: prefoldin complex; cytoplasm. Gene Ontology annotation, molecular function: protein-folding chaperone binding. The record is from RefSeq and is a predicted model, not a curated record.